CUAAGGGAGCUGGUUUCCGAGUGUGGGGGAAGCUGAAAGCGGGCGGACCGCUGGAAGGGGAGGAGGGUGUGUGGGGGGAACCCGGCGGUGCGGACCGGAAGUUCCCUCAGGACCGCCCGGAAGUAGCCGCCGAGCGGUUUCUCCGCCAUGGAUGGGGACGGCGGCCCCGGCCCGGAGCCGGUAACGGCGGCGGGGCCCAGCCCUGCCCCGGAGCUGCCCCCGGAAGCAGAUCCGGACGUGGAGCCGCUGCCUCGGGGCGGCUUCCGCUGCCGCUUGUGCCAGGUGGCGGCGGCCAACCGGCCCAGCCUGGCCGAGCACCUCCGGGGGAAGAAGCACCAGCGGCUGCAGAGCCUCCGGGCCGAGCGGCGGGCGCAGGAGCAGCGGAGCCUCUUCGUCAGCGGCUUCGCCCGGGGCACGGCGGCCGAGGAGCUCGCAGCCUACUUCGGGGCCUUCGGGGAGGUGGUGGCGGUGGUGAUGGAUAAGGAGAAGGGUGCCUACGCCAUCGUGGAGCUGCGGGAGGCGGCGAGCCGCGAGCGGGCGUUGGCGCAGCCCCAGCACGCCUUGGCCGGGCGGAGCCUCCGCGUCCGGCCCCGGGAGCAAAAAGAUUUCGCCCGCCCUUCGCCGGGACGCGGCGCCCACCGGGAGCCCCUCGGCGCCGGGCAGCUGGAGCGGGCCUUGUGCCAGGCCAACGAUGUGGACGCGCAGAUGGAGCAGCUGGUGGGGCUGCUGGAGCUGAGCGAGGGCGAGCGGCGCCUGCGGCACCUCCUGGUCGCGCUCUUCCAGGAGGUUUUCUCCGAAUUCUUCCCCAGCUGCUCCGUGCUGCCUUUUGGCUCCUCCGUCAACGGCUUCGACGCCCACGGCUGCGACCUGGACCUGCUCCUCGACUUGGAGCCCACCAAAUCCCUGCAGAGCUCGGCGCGGGGAAGCCCCGGGGCAGAAGAAUCCAUCCUGAGCGACAUCGACUUGGCGUCGGCCUCGCCCCCGGAGCUGCUGGAGCUGGUGGCGGCCGUGCUGCGCCGCUGCGUGCCGGGCGUGCGCCGCGUCCACGCCGUGCCCACCGCCCGCCGCCCCGUCGUCAAGUUCAGCCACAAGCAGUCGGGUUUAGCGGGCGACAUCUCCGUCGAUAACAGGCUGGCGCUGCACAACACGCGGUUCCUGCGGCUCUGCGGCGAGGCGGACGAGCGCGUGCGGCCGCUGGGCUACGCCGUGAGGCUGUGGGCCAAGCAGCAAGGUUUGGCAGGAAACCCCGCCGGGGGCGGCCCCCUCCUCACCAACUACGCGCUGACGCUGCUGGUGCUGUUCUUCCUGCAGACGCGCAGCCCCCCGGUGCUGCCCGCGGUCGCCCAGCUGCGGGAGCUGGCAGGGGAUGAGGACCGCGUCGUGGUGGCUGGCUGGGACUGCAGCUUUCCCCGGGACGCGGCGUUGCUGGAGCCCAGUGCCAACAGCGAGAGCCCCAGCUCGCUGCUGGCCGAAUUCUUCCGCGUUUUCGGGGACUUCGACUUCUCGGGCCAAGUGCUGUCGCUGCGGGAGGGCCGGGCGCUGCCGCUGCCGGAGGCCGGCGAGCUUUUCAAGCAGGGAUCCCUCAACCUGCAGGACCCUUUCGAGCUGAGCCACAACGUGGCGGCAAACGUCACCGAGAAGACAGCGGCGCGCUUGGGGCACUGCUGCCGCGCCGCCGCCAAAUACUGCCGCAGCCUGCAGUACCGCUGCAAGUCCACCAAGGGCCGGGGCUGGGGCCUGGCGCGGCUUUUCCAGCCUGGCGCCGUGGAACCGGGGGCGGGUGCCGCUUCUUUCCUCAUCUCCAUCCCCGUGCCUGCCCCCUGGUGCCCCGAGGAGCCUGGAGGAGGCUUCAAGGAGAUCUGCGCCGGCAUCGCCUUCGUGCUGCGCGACGUCCUCCGCUGCAGCUGCACCCCAGGGAAGCCCCCCAAGCAGCUGGGAGCCCCAAGAGCAGGGCAAAGCCUUCCCCAGGACCCUGUAGGGGGUAAGGAGCCACCAGGUGACACCGCAGGAGUGGAGGAGGAACCUUUGCAGCCACCCACAGCCUCCAAGCGGCCCCAGCCUGAUGGGACGGACGGUGCUGCGCCGCCCCGUGCCAAGAGGCCGCGGGUGAAUGGCCCUGAGCAGGAGGAAGAGGAGGAUGAGGAGGAGGAGGAGGUGGUGGCGAGCUGGAGCUGUACCGUCUGGCACCAUGUGUGGACGGGCCGCCGCCGCCUGCGCCGGCAGCUCCUGCACGGGGCCAGCCCCGAGGAGCCCGAGGAAGGGGGGGACUCGCUGGAGCUGGAGCAGAAAGUGUCAGAGGCCAUCGUGCAGCACGAGGGAGCCGCCCGGCCGCCAGAGCCGCUGCUGCGCUUCGAGGCCAGCGCCCGGCUGGCGGGAGGGGGGCGGCGAGAGCCGCGGGUGCUGCUUCGCCUCACCCCCAGCCCGGCCCCGGGGCCGCUCUUCAGGGACUUCUUCCAUUUCCUGCAGGCUUUCCUGCCCCCUGCCCUGCGGCGCCGCCUGGGCUGGGGGCCGGGUGCAGCCCCCCAGAGCUGAGGGGGGCAGCGGGGAGUGGGGGGAGGGAAUUUAUGGAAUUGAUGACUUAUUUUCUUAUGCUUUUUACAAUAAAGGACCGCGUUGGAGCAGUG
Anas platyrhynchos (mallard) is the source of this 2624-nucleotide messenger RNA. The record is from RefSeq and is a predicted model, not a curated record. NCBI's taxonomy places the organism in Eukaryota, Metazoa, Chordata, Aves, Anseriformes, Anatidae.